Molecule: messenger RNA, 744 nt
Organism: Scheffersomyces amazonensis
Lineage: Eukaryota; Fungi; Ascomycota; Pichiomycetes; Serinales; Debaryomycetaceae
Exons: 2
Coding region: 1-744 (247 amino acids)
Source: RefSeq, a predicted model, not a curated record
AUGUCGCAUAAUCGAGCUAGAUAUCAUGAAUCAAAUUUACAUGGAUUAAUUCAUCAACCACCUACUUAUGAUGUACCAUUUAUAUUUCAAAAUCAAGGAGGUAUGCCUGAAUUUGAAGAUGUAGCUGAUGGAUUAAUUUCAGGAGUAUCGGAAAGUCCUGGUACUGGUACUGGUACUAGUACUAGUACUAGUACUGGUACUGAAACUCCAGCUUAUUCCUUAAUGACUCCUUCUGAAUCUUUAAGUACAAGUAAUGGAUCUUCAACUACUUUAACUGGUAAUCAAAGAGUUUUAAGUCCUGAAAAUUUGGCAGGUUCAGUAUCUCCACCUCAACCGAAAGAAUCAUCUUCACUUUCACUUUCACCUUCACCUUCUAUAAAUCCAAAAUUCUUAAUUCCACCUAAUGUUAUUGAUAGAAUCAACAAUCAAGUGAAAGUAUCAUCUCCAUUAGCAGGAACAACGACUUCUACUACUACAACAAUAUCUCCAGAAGUAGCAACUUCCACUGUUAUCACUAGAAGGAAGGCUCAUGGUUUAAGAGAAAAUAUAUUCAAUAAUCAUUACAAGAAAGAUCCCGUUUAUUCUCCAUUCCCAACUGCUAUUCAUCACGAUAAUGAUAAAGAGCAAUUGGUUAAGGCUACCACUCAGAAACAGAAUGAAAAUAGACCCACCUUCUAUAGAUCGAAUUCGAUCACAGUGGGGUUAUUACAACAUCAAAGAACUGAUACGGGAGAAGCAGAAUAG